Messenger RNA from Hypomesus transpacificus, 2076 nucleotides. RefSeq names its product E3 ubiquitin/ISG15 ligase TRIM25-like. The transcript has 5 exons. Lineage: Eukaryota; Metazoa; Chordata; Actinopteri; Osmeriformes; Osmeridae. The record is from RefSeq and is a predicted model, not a curated record. Gene Ontology annotation, molecular function: zinc ion binding.
GUUUCAGAAAAACAAAGUGCUGGUGCUUUAUGAGAAAGUGUGAAGCAUUCAGCUACAGGUAUACAGUUACAGUAAGUAUUUUCUUGCCUCUUUUUGCUCACGCAUGUACUUUAAUAUUAUUGAUAGGGGGUCAGCAACAGUGCCUCGGUUAUUUUGGUUAUUAUGAUCUGUUUAAGGCAAAUUAAUACACAUUCAAGUGUAUUCUAGGGAGUAAUUGUUAUAUUUUUAGACAGGGAUUGUUUCUGGCAAGCCGUUUUAUUUGAGUGACACAUUUUGUUUUACUUUGGUAACUUUAAUAAAGGCUUGGCAGAUCAAAUAAUAUUUCUUCACUUUUGUACAGUCACUUGCUAAAAACAAAAGUCAUACUUUUGGUUCCUACUUUUUGGGGGGAUGGUCACAGAGUUUAGUUUCAUUUUUGUUUUUCUCUCUGCCAACCCAAAGUUGCUCCCGGUGGACAGGCAAGUGCCUUCCAUGGCAGCUCUGCGACUAUUGUUGUGUGUGUGUGUGUGUGUGUGUGUGUAAAUAGGUGAAAGAGACUCAAAAUGGUAAAGUGAAGAAAAGUUUACAAGAAAAAGUGUUACAUGAAUGCAGUUCAUUUAGCAUGUAUUCCCUCCUGUUCCCCGAAAAUAAAAAUUUUGUUUUUUCAUCCUGCCUCGCCUGCCUCUGAUAGUGUUUCAGACAUGGCUACUCUGGACAACUCUAUGGAUGAGGCUCGGUUCACCUGCUCUAUCUGUCUACAACUCUUCACUGACCCAGUGUCCACACCCUGUGGACACAACUACUGUCAAAGUUGUAUUGAGGAGUACUGGAACAGCAGUGAUUAUUGCAAGUGUCCCCUGUGCUAACAGACAUUUCCGAUAAGACCUGUGCUUCGUAUCAACACAUCGUUCAGAGACGUUGUAGGUAUUUUUCAGAUGAUGAACGUCAGUGACGAUGAGUCUGUCGUCAGGCCGGGGGAGGUGGCGUGUGAUGUCUGCGUUGGGAGGAAGCUCCGGGCUCUGAAGUCCUGUCUGGUGUGUCUGACCUCCUACUGUGAGACCCACCUGGAGCCUCACCAGAGAGUGGCCGGUCUGAAGAUCCACAAGCUGGUCGACCCAGUGGAGAACCUGGAGGAAAGGAUCUGCAUGAAUCACCAGAGGCUCCUGGAGAUGUUCUGUAAGACUGACCAGAAGUUUCUGUGUCAAAUGUGUUGUGAGGCAGAACACAAACAACAUAAUGUUGUGCUUUUAGAUAUUGAGUCCAGAAAUCAAAAGAUCUCCACUCGGAAAAUAACAGAUGAUUCAAAACAAGCUACAAAAAAUGGAGGAGAUCAAUCAAUCAGUUGAUAUUACCAGGAUGAAUGCAAAGAAAGAGUUGGAGACCUGUGACCAGGUCUACACUGCUCUCAUCAACUCCAUUGAAAAGAACCAGGCUACACUCAUUGGGGAGAUAACGGAGUAUAGAUAGCAGCAGAGACUAGAGCUGAAGGCCUCAUCCAAGAUCUGGAGAAGGAGAUUGCGGAGCUUCAGAGGAGAAGCACAGAGCUUAAUGACAUCUUACACACUGAGGACCACUUCCUUGUCCUAACGGUGGGGAAGUAUUGUUUUUUCCAUAUAAUUCAUUUAUCAGAUGCGUUCUUUCGAAGCUAUAUACAAUUGGUGCUUGGAGAAAGUAUAGGAGAUUAUCAAGGGCCAGAAGGUCAUUGUUCAAGCAGUUUUUAAGAGGCCGGAUUUGGGUGGUCUACUUAAAAAAUAUUGAGGAAUCACAAACAUGCAGUCACUUGUAAUGAAUACCAGAAGUUCUACAUCCAAUGAUCUCAUUCAACAGGGAUUCAGUCAAAGUUGUCACCAGCCACCACCAAUUAAAGAUUGGACGAACAUCCAUGUUGGCCAAGAGGAUUUCUUGAGCUGUGUCAGAAAUGCUUUGUGUGAGGUGGAGGGUUUGGUCAGGAGUCAAGUUAAUCAGCUUUCAGCCACUGAAUUGAAAAGGAUGCAGCAUUUUCCAGUGGACAUUACGCUAGAUCCCAACACUGCAGGACCGUGGGUCAUCAUCUCUGAAGAUGGAAAGCAAGUCAAAAAGUUACCAAGGGCACGCAAG